Suricata suricatta (meerkat) is the source of this 720-nucleotide messenger RNA. It is a transcript of the gene GNG4, whose product is annotated as G protein subunit gamma 4. Gene Ontology annotation, molecular function: G-protein beta-subunit binding. The record is from RefSeq and is a predicted model, not a curated record. Gene Ontology annotation, cellular component: heterotrimeric G-protein complex. The transcript has 4 exons. Gene Ontology annotation, biological process: G protein-coupled receptor signaling pathway. NCBI's taxonomy places the organism in Eukaryota, Metazoa, Chordata, Mammalia, Carnivora, Herpestidae. Bases 201 to 428 code for a protein of 75 amino acids.
GGAUGAAGACAGCGACAGUGGAGCACACUGCCCUGGCCACAUCUGAUGUUAAGGCAAAGAUCAUGUAACUGGAACAGAGGUGAGCCUCGAAGCAGGAGCCCCAAGUCAGCCUCUCCUCUGACAGCUAUCAGCUGCCGCCGCCGCCACCAGCCUGUCCCCUGCCCAGUCCUGUCACUGCCACCUCUCAGCAGGGGCAGAGGAUGAAAGAAGGCAUGUCGAAUAACAGCACCACUAGCAUCUCCCAAGCCCGGAAGGCUGUCGAGCAGCUGAAGAUGGAAGCCUGCAUGGACAGGGUCAAGGUGUCCCAGGCGGCCGCGGACCUCCUGGCCUACUGCGAAGCCCACGUGCGCGAAGACCCGCUCAUCAUCCCAGUGCCUGCGUCAGAAAACCCCUUCCGAGAGAAGAAGUUUUUUUGUACCAUCCUCUGACCCCAUUCAUUAUGAAGCGUCUCCUUUUCCAUCCGGAAACUCCCCGGUAGAACCCGCAUGUCCUUAGCAUUAGGGCUUCCAGCCACCCCUGUCCUCACCCGCCCUAUCGGUUUUCUUCUCUGUGUUCGAUUUCACUACUUCCUGCCAUUCUCGUGUUAUUUGCAUUAUCAGCAAAGAAAGUAGACAGUUUUGUAACAAAUAACGAAUGUGCCAAGUCCAAAUAAGUAUGGGUUUAAGGGUUUCAUUUUUUUUAAACAUCAAUUCCCAGAUUUAAAUACAUCAAGGUAAUAUA